Molecule: messenger RNA, 1248 nt
Organism: Ylistrum balloti
Lineage: Eukaryota; Metazoa; Mollusca; Bivalvia; Pectinida; Pectinidae
Exons: 4
Coding region: 1-1248 (415 amino acids)
Source: RefSeq, a predicted model, not a curated record
AUGGCGACCGGGGAUGACGAUCUCACUUGGUCAGAGGAAGUGAUUGCCUUAAUUAAAGCUGUCUCAUCUCACGGCGUUCCGAUCCUCGUCAAAGUGGAGGGAGGGAGCUGUGAGUCACAGGAAUCAGACACUUUUUCGAAUGGGGAUAUCUUUCAACUGGAAUCCAUUGAAGAAAAAGUUUUCGUCGGUUAUUGCUAUAAAAGUACGGUUCAAAAACGUGAAAUUUUAAACGAAGAUGACAAAAUCCUUAUCAAUAAGGACACAGCUAAUAACAUAUAUGUCAGAAUAUGUUUGACAAAACCUGAAGAAGAAGGAAGGAAAAUCUCUUCGAUACACAUGGAAAAUAAGCCUCCACUUCCGGACAACUCUUACCUCGAAUUCACGCCACAGAAUCUUGUUAUUCAAACAUCUCUUGAGGGCAAAUCACAGCCUCCCCCCUUACCCAGGAGAGGUGGAACAAACACCAAGUCGAAUGAGGCAGAGAGAAGGCCGAUGCCCCCGCCUCGUAAAUCAUCUACGCAAGGUAUAUCAGAUCACGGAGUUCUAGCGCCAGACCAACCGCAAAGGCCACAGUUUCAGAGGGAAAGAAUGUCUUCAACGCUUAGCAGUGAAAGUAUUAACGACGAUGUGUACGAAAUGCCAGAGUCCGAAAAUAUUUAUGAUGAACCCGCAGACUUAGAAAAUGCAGUUGCUUCAAGUCCGGAUCAUUCUCUAAAAUAUAAAACCAUGGAAUUCUUCAGCAAACAAAAGGGUAGGCUGCAAAAAUUCAAAUUGAAAGUCGCAACUGCAAUGAAAAAGGAGAAAACAGCAGCAAAUAUGGAUAAAAAGAGUGAAGAACAUGACGACGACGACGACGACGACGACUACGAAAUUCCAGUCGAUCCGUCAAUCAAAAAGGCGACUAUAAAGAAGUACAAUCAGACAGAUAAGGAAGGUAGACAAUAUGAUACUCUUGAGAAACAUCUUAUGAUGAACAAGUCGCCGAGUAACAAUUACACGCAACUGUCGCUAGGUAACGCUGAUCAGAAAGAUACGUCGUUCGGUUCUCUUUCCGUAACCGGAUUAUCCAAUCGGCUGAUCGCAUGUGGAUUAAGUAACGUUGCCAAAGUAUGCCAAGAGGAAAAGGUGGACGGACGGCUGUUCCUUACCUUAAAUGACGAGGAUUUGAGAGAAGUAUUCAGUGUAAACGAAUUACAAAUCAAGAAAAUUCGUAUGGCGCAAAAUCAUGACUGGACACCGAAGACUUGA